Messenger RNA from Plectropomus leopardus (leopard coralgrouper), 1311 nucleotides. Its product is annotated as serine/threonine-protein kinase pim-2-like. Lineage: Eukaryota; Metazoa; Chordata; Actinopteri; Perciformes; Serranidae. Gene Ontology annotation, molecular function: ATP binding; protein serine/threonine kinase activity. The record is from RefSeq and is a predicted model, not a curated record. Gene Ontology annotation, biological process: negative regulation of apoptotic process; protein autophosphorylation; regulation of mitotic cell cycle. Gene Ontology annotation, cellular component: cytoplasm.
AUGGCUGAUAGAUCGACACAAGAGCCGAAGACUUUUUACUUUCCGGACUUUGGAAAAAUUAGAGCUGCGGACUUCACCUUCAAACUCGACAACGUAAUGGAGGAUGUCCAAGAGAGGAAGAGCAAGAGGAAGGCCAGCACUGAAGAAGGGCCUUCUGACAAGAAGCUGAGGGGUGAUACUGAGAGCCAAACCAGUUCCCCUGUCAUGACUGUCGAUGAGGGUGCAGGUGUGAGGGGGAAUAAGCGGAGGGCCGAUGAGACUGAUGAGGAGCACCCCAACAAAAAGCUCAGAACUAGCACUGUCACCAGCAUCACUGAGCCCAGUAGUGGGGUGUCUAAGCGUUUCAGAGUACGGAGGCAGAGAAGAAGGGCCUACAGUCACACAGACAGGUCCUCAAAAAUGUCCUCUGGCCUGAGCCUGAAGAUCUGCACAUCAUGCUCAUCUUCCUCCUCAGAAAAGGAAGAAGGGUAUGACUUGUCCUUUGCAGUCAAAACCAACAGAGCUGAAUUUGAAGGCUCAUACUACGAGCUUUCCAAACUCGGUAGCGGAGGUUUUGGAUCUGUGUAUGAAGGCUACAGGAGAAACGACAUGACACCAGUGGCUAUUAAACACAUUCCAAAGGAGCUGGUCGAUUACACGGAGGUGGUCCAAGAUGGAAAGGAGUUUAAAGUCAUCGAUGAAGUCGCCCUCAUGGUAAAAGCAGCAGGUGGGGCUGAAUCAGCUGGGACAUCUGCAGCUAUCUCCCUGCUGGACUGCUUUGAUCUGGAGGAGGAACUGAUCCUUGUUAUGGAGAGACCAACACCUUCCAUGGAUCUUUACCGAUACCGCAGGGCCAAAGGAGGAUACCUGCAGGAAGACGAGGCAAAGAUUAUCCUGAAGCAGAUGGUGGAUGCAGCACUCGAUAUGCACCAACAUGGAGUGUUUCACAGGGACAUCAAGUUGCUAAACGUCCUUGUUGAAACUGGAUCCGCUGUCCCACGUGUCCGGGUGAUUGAUUUUGGCUGCGGUUGUCUUGUGACAAGUGGACACUAUUAUUGCUAUUCUGGUACCUUCACAAAAGCUCCUCCAGAAUGGUUUCUGGACAGACAAUACCAGGCCGAACCCACAACGGUGUGGCAGCUGGGAGCACUGUUGUACGACCUGCUGGACCAUCAGGAAACCUUCGAAACAUCAGUUUAUCUUCGGCACGGGGUUGAAAUCUGUCCUAAUCUGACGACAGACUGCAAAGAUUUCCUGAGGAAGUGUCUUAUUGAAGACCCUGACUGGCGAGCCACCUUACUGCAGCUAAAAUACCAUCCCUGGCUCAGAUAA